Chenopodium quinoa (quinoa) is the source of this 2514-nucleotide messenger RNA. RefSeq names its product nodulation protein H-like. Lineage: Eukaryota; Viridiplantae; Streptophyta; Magnoliopsida; Caryophyllales; Amaranthaceae. The coding region runs from base 1064 to 2083 and encodes 339 amino acids. Gene Ontology annotation, molecular function: sulfotransferase activity. The record is from RefSeq and is a predicted model, not a curated record. The transcript is spliced from 6 exons.
AUAUGCAUCCCUCAGAAUCUAUGUAUGUGAGGUGUCUAACAUAAGUAAAAUAGAUUUAAAAUAUUGUUUUAAACGUAUAAGAUAAGGUUACUCAUAUUAUGACAUCAUUAUUACCUAUUAGUGGUACUUAUCUAAUGCACAAUUUUUUAUUUUUUUUUUAAAUUCUAUAUGGUUCACCCUUUGGGCGAAUCCGGAUUCUGGGAUCAAUUUUAGGUGAUUAGGUUUCAGUCUCCUUCCAAUUAUUGUUGCGGGAGACGAACACAGGUCUCCCCUACCAAGUGCAGUCUCAUGAUUACUGCACCAACCUAAUGUACAAUUUUUUUUUCUUUUUUUUUAAAAAAAAUUCUAUAUGGUUCACUCUUUGGGCUAAUCCGGAUUCUGGAAUCAAUUUUAGGUGAUUAAGUUUCAAUCCCCUUCCAAUUAUUGUUGCGGGAGACGAACACAGGUCUCCCCUACCAAGUGCAGUCUCAAUCAUUACUGCACCAACAACCAAUUGAUAAUAUAGUAAUAUACAUUAUAUUAAAGCAUCUAAUCCAUUAAUUCAGGCGAGUUAACUUUAGGAGCUCCAAAUCAAUUGGCAAUUGUUUUUACCUUAAAAAAAAAUUAGAGUACUUUUAAUUUCUUGAACAAAGAAAUUAAAAGUAAACGGUCAAAAACACAGACCCAUUCACCUCGACGACAACGAUUGCAAUUGCCACGUCUAAUUUUUGAAACAUGAGUUGAUGAGUGCACAAAUGUUUUCUCCCCCCCAAAAAAAAAAAUAAUAAUAAUAAUGAUAAAUAAAUGAGUAGCAAACAAAAACAUUUUUUAAAAAAACCCAAUUUUCCUUGAAAAAAGCGGGGUGGUGGUGGAGGGGUCAGCAGACUCAGGACUCUGCUGCACUCUUAAAGAAAAAAAAUGCCAGAACUUUCUUCCCGUUAAUCUCUUCUCUACUUCGUUUCAGCUUUAACUUAAUCAUCAUUAACUCUUUUAAUCUUUCAUUUUUAUUAAUAAGUUUAACACAAUUUGAAAUCUGGGUUUGUUUUAUACCAUUCCCUUUUUUUUGAUUUUUUGUUGGAGAAAAAUGGUGGGAGAUUUGCGUUCUUUCUACAAGGAUACUUUUGUUCUUCGGCCUUCAAAGAUGUCUUCUCUGAUAGUAAGGAUGAUAAUGCUAGUGAUUGCUACAGUAUGUGGAGUAUAUAUAUGUUCAGUCUGUCUGAAGCAGAUAAACCCCCAAACCAAGUCUAGUAUUGAAGUUAUUGAGAGACUGGGCAUUAGUUGUGAGGCCAACCAUUUAGAUUAUCCAUAUCUGCAUUUCCCACAGCCUGAAACCUUUAGCAGGGCUGAAUGUGCCGGGAAUCCAGUCCGGUUCUUUGUGAUAAUUACAAUGCAGAGAUCAGGGAGUGGAUGGUUUGAGACGUUGUUAAAUAGUCAUAUGAAUGUCACUUCCAAUGGUGAGAUAUUCUCUAAUAAGGAAAGGAGAGACAAUAUCUCCUCUAUUAUUCGGACUCUUGAUAAGGUUUACAAUUUGGAUUGGUUCAAUAGUGCUUCCAAGAAUGAAUGCUCAGCUGCUGUUGGCUUCAAGUGGAUGUUGAAUCAGGGGCUGAUGGAUUAUCCAGAAGAGAUAGUUGAAUAUUUUAACAGAAGAGGUGUGUCUGCUGUAUUUCUCUUCCGAAGAAAUCUACUGCGCCGGUAUAUUUCAGUACUUGCAAAUUCCUUUGACCGCUAUGCUAAGAUAUUAAAUGGAACCCACAAGUCUCAUGUGCAUUCUCCAGAAGAGGCUGAGACUCUUUCAAAAUACAAACCUCUCAUCAAUUCAACAUCACUAUUAUCUGCUCUGAAGGAAGCAGAGUUCACAAUGGCCCAGGCUUUAGCCAACUUCAACAGCACUAGGCAUAUUACUCUAUAUUAUGAAGAUCUUAUCAAGAACCACACUAAACUAGUGGACGUUCAGGACUUUCUUGGGAUACCGCAUAUGAACCUAACAAGCCGGCAAGUGAAGAUACACAAAGGUCAUCUAAGAGAGCAUAUCAAGAAUUGGGAUGAUGUCAAUAAGACCCUCAAUGGGACAGCUUAUGCAAAAUUCCUUCAACUUGACUAUUGAACGGUUGUUAUCAGCUAACAAGUGAUAUGGUGUACAUAAUGUUGAUUUAUAAAGUGAGCCCGGAAGCUGAGACCGAAGGCUUGAAGCUUCCUUGUUGAUUGAACUGUCCAACUUACUGUAACCAGUUAAGUAGACUUUUGAUCGCCUCCUGUUUCUGUUAUUUUGCAGCAGUCCAUUAGAGUGUAGAAUAUGUACAACAGUGUAUAGGCCCCUUGUAUUUUAACUAUGUAGUUAGGAUUAUAGUGUCAUGCAAGUAUUCUGAAAUUUUGAUCACAUAAUUCAUAGGUUUUUACUGUGAAAAUCAGAAUGUAAUUUAGAGUGAAAGGAUCACAAAGCUUGGACGAAUUGUAUAAACUACCAUCGGGUACUUAUGGUUUCAAACCUCCUUAUAUGACCCCAGGAGUCAUUCAAUACAUUCAAUUCAUUUUUAA